UGUCCCUCGACACUCCCCGUAGUGGCGGCAGCUGCUUGGUCUUCAAGUGUUUCCCGUCAACUUUGGCCCAAAGAAAACAAAGCAAAAGAAACAACAGCAAAGGGGCGGCAGCAGCCAUGGACGACGUCACCCGUCUGAUGUCCACAGGAGAUGCGGUGAAGAUCUGGGACGCGGAUUCCAUGACGCUACUGGAGCAGUUCAACCCGCACAGCAGAAGCCACCCAGUGGCGCAGGCCUGCUGGACGGCAAACAAUCAGCACGUGGUGAGCGCCAGCAGCAGCGGCGACAAAGUGGCUGUGUCCAGUCUGAAGUCUCCUCACCUUCCUCUGCUGGAGCUGGGCCAGGGGAAAGGCCAGACGCGCGUCGCCCUCAGCUCAUCCUCACAGUUCGUGGCCAGCGGAGGUGUGGACAACUGCGUCCACAUUUGGGACCUGAAGACGUCCAAGCUGCUGCGCUCGCUCAAGGAGCACACCGAUGAGGUGACGUGCGUGUCCUUCAAUGCCAACGACAGCCUGCUGGCGUCCGGUUCCUCCAGCGGUCAUCUGGUCCUCUACAGUCCCACCACCAACACGCCCAGCAACCCCUUUGGACACGGCAGCCAGCAGCCGGUGCGUGACUUGGGUCUGUCGUGCCUGAAACGCUCGCUGCUCGGCAGCGUGUCGGACGGCGGCUGGCUGACGCUGUGGGACGCCAACACGCAGAAAGAGCUGCACGCCUUCCGAGGCGCCCACAAGGCCCCCGGCUCGGCCGUGGCCUUCUCGCCCGCCAGCGAGCUGCUAGUGCUCACCGUCGGCUUGGACAAGAAGAUCGUCUGCUACGACACCACCAGCAAGACCGUGGUACGUUGUAUCCGUGCGGAGAGCCCGCUGACGUCGGUCACCUUCACUCUGGAUGGCUCGGGCGUGCUAGUGGGCUCCGCCCAGGGCGACAUCUUGCGCUACGACCUGAGGAACAGCAGCGCCCCCGCCAGGGUGACGCCGGCGCACGCCACCCCCGUCACCAGUCUACGCUUCCAAUGCGCCAGACACAAGUCGGGAAAAACAUCAUCCAGGGUGUCCGGCACCAAGAGCUCCGCCUCCAAACUGUGCGGCGGUCAUGUCAGCUCCUCCCCUCCCAUAAACGCAGCAGGUGGCGCUGAAGCCCAGGCGGACCAACGGCAAGGGGCCGAGCGUCUUCCCGUCACAGACGAGUUCAGCAGCGUUGGACGAAGCAGCCUCGAUGUGUUUUCGCCACUACGACAAGAUGCGGGAGGUAGCGUCAAUGAGACAUCGGGAGCGGCUCAAGCAAACUUGCCGAGCCGAGAGGCGGGGCUUCCUCCCUGUGCCCGCAACAGUCUGGACAUGUUCUCGCCGCUCCGAGAUGAGACGUCGGACGUGGGCGGCGGGAGGCCGUCGGCGGGACGACUCUUGCGCCCAACCUCGGCCUACCAGACGCCCUCCAUCAAGGAGGAGCCGCCGGUCCAAGCCGGCGACCCCGACGAGGCGGGGGAAACGAGCGGCUCCUCCCCCAACCUGGCGGGCAAGGGUCAGGCUCUGCCCGACUCAUCCCAGCCGACCAAUCGCAGGCACCCGGCCUCUGCCUUCACUCCCGAGCUGAACGUGAGGAGAGCCAACGGCGUUCAAGCGCAGCUGGAUUACGAUUCGCCCGUUCUCGGGGCCCCGCCUGCGACCUCCGCGGGCGAGACGGAGGCAGCCGGUGGUGCGACGGCGCCCUUCAGCAGCAUCCAGAUGAACGCCAUCACCAACAUCAUCCACCAAUCGCUGGAUGAACUCAGAGACGCGUGCCACCGGGACAUCAUCAACCUCCAGGUGGAGAUGAUUCGCCAGUUUUGCAUCCAGCUGAACGAGUUCAACGCGCUGAUGUCGGCGCAGCACGCGGCCAACGAGGCACUGCUGGAGGAGAACCAGCGGCUCAGGGAGGAAAACCUUCGUCUCAAGACCAACUACUGAAAAGGCAUUUUGUGUCGACGCUCAUUAAAACUUGUCAUGUGAUCAGCA
Molecule: messenger RNA, 1997 nt
Organism: Syngnathus typhle (broad-nosed pipefish)
Lineage: Eukaryota; Metazoa; Chordata; Actinopteri; Syngnathiformes; Syngnathidae
Gene: nedd1
Product: NEDD1 gamma-tubulin ring complex targeting factor
Exons: 15
Coding region: 117-1949 (610 amino acids)
Biological process (GO): microtubule nucleation; mitotic cell cycle
Cellular component (GO): centriole; pericentriolar material; spindle pole
Molecular function (GO): gamma-tubulin binding
Source: RefSeq, a predicted model, not a curated record